AAAACCCGGUGCCGGAAACCACGACGUUUUCCCUCUUCGUCUUCCAAUACGGGCGCAGUUUAUUUAGCUUGAAGCCUUGCUUCCUAAUCCUCCAUCAGUUGAUUUUCUUUUUAUUGAGCCAAAAAAAUUGUUAGAAUUGCAUUCCCUUCAGUUUGAAUUCGAGGCCGAAGCGGGAAACCGACCAUAGGAGAUACGACGCCGACAAGCGUCUCCCAUUAUUCGCUUCUUAUAAUCCCGGUGUUCCCCAAAAUCUCUUCCGUUCGUUUAUCUCGUAACGAAGGGCAAGAACCGAGCGACCGAGCGACCGAGCGAGCGGAGAUGGCGGAGGAGGAGAGGAAGCCCCUCAGCCUCAAUGAGCGCCACCAGCGCCUCCUUCAGAAGCUCUCUCAAUCUCAAUCCCGUCCACCCCAUCGCCCAGAGGCGAGGGUCCGUAAGGUCAAGAUGGAGGGCCGGCGCCGCCUCUGCAAGCUCUCCUCGGAGACCCCCGACGAGACCCCGGACGAGAACUUGUUCGAUUCGCCUCCCAGAGUGAUGGACGCCGGCGCCGGCGGCGGGGGCGGUGAGGAGAGUAUCAGGGACAUUCUGGACGAUCUCACCUCACGUAUGGAUGCCCUCUCUGUCGAGAAGCCGAGGUCCAAGCCCGUGUCCUGUGUUCCAGAGCCUGAGGUGGAGUACGAGAGCGCCGCCUCCUCCCUAUCUCCCUCUUCUAUCAAAUCUAGCCCUGGAAAGGACGAAGAAGGAGAAACCAAGAAAAAGGAGGCGGUGGUCAAGGGGAAAGCCGUGGGACGAUCUUGUGCUUUCGAGGAUGAGGAGGAGGAAGAGGUUUGUGUGAUUUCAGAAACUGGUGGGAGGAGAGAAUCGAGUGAGGGAGAAGGCGAAGAUGGAUUGGUUGAGGUCCUUGAUGAUGAGUCAGUGGGGGUUUUGAGUGAUGAUGAUGAGGGGGAUUGCUUCACGAUGGCUGGCACUGGCAGCAGCAAGUCGAGGAUGUAUAAAGUGCCUCAAAGAAUUGCAAAGAUGUUGUACCCUCAUCAGCGAGAUGGGUUGAAAUGGCUGUGGACACUUCAUUGCACUGGGAGUGGAGGGAUUUUGGGUGAUGACAUGGGGUUGGGGAAGACUAUGCAGGUUGCUGCUUUCUUGUCUGGUCUUUUUCAUUCUCAUUUGAUUAAGAGGGCAUUGAUUGUGGCCCCAAAGACACUUCUUGGUCAUUGGAUGAAAGAGAUGUCAGUCGUGGGGCUCGGUGAGAAGAUUAGAGAUUACUCUGGAGCUAAUGCAAAACUUCGCCAAUAUGAACUUCAAUAUGUACUCAAGGAAGGUGGUGUUCUUCUCACAACAUAUGACAUUGUGCGAAACAACUCAAAAUCUAUACAGGGUGAUUGGUAUGCUAAUGGAGAUGGAAGCGAGGAAGAAGUCUUAUGGCAUUACACCGUGCUUGAUGAGGGGCAUAUCAUAAAGAAUCCCAAAACGCAAAGGGCCCAAAGUUUAUUUGAGAUACCAAGUGCUCAUCGCAUUAUUAUUAGCGGAACACCAAUACAAAACAACUUGAAGGAACUAUGGGCUUUGUUCAACUUCUGCUGCCCAGAAAUCUUGGGUGAUAAGGAUGAGUUUAAAAUAAAAUAUGAAAAUGCAAUCCUUCGUGGAAAUGACAAAAAUGCUUCUGACCGGGAAAAACAUAUUGGUUCCACAGUUGCAAAGGAGUUAAGAGAGCGUAUAAAGCCAUAUUUUUUGCGGCGGUUAAAGAAUGAAGUAUUUCUUGAAGAUGAUGGGACUAAAAAUGUAAAAUUUUCUAAGAAGAAUGAGAUAAUUAUUUGGCUAAAACUAACAUCUUGUCAGAGGCAAUUAUAUGAAGCUUUUUUAAAUAGCGACCUUGUUCAUUCAUCAAUCAAGGGCUCGCCGUUAGCUGCAUUAACGAUAUUAAAGAAAAUAUGUGACCACCCAUUGCUUUUGACUAAAAAAGCUGCAGAAGGCAUACUUGAAGGGAUGGAUUCAAUGUUGAACCGCGAAGAGCUCAGCAUGGUUGAAGAGAUGGCUAUGAAUUUAGCAAAUAUGACUGAUCAUGAUGAUGCUCCACAAGUUGAUCUCAACGUGUCAUGCAAGAUAUCUUUUAUAUUGUCCUUACUGGAAAACUUGAUUCAAGGGGGACAUGUCGUGCUGAUAUUUUCUCAGACUCGUAAAAUGCUAAAUCUUGUUCAGGAAGCACUGAUAUCAGAGGGAUAUAAGUUCUUACGCAUUGAUGGUACUACCAAAGUUUCUGACAGAGAAAAGAUUGUGAAGGAUUUUCAAGAAGGUGCUGGUGCUCCUAUCUUCUUGUUGACCUCACAAGUUGGUGGGCUUGGUUUGACACUUACAAAAGCAGAUCGUGUUAUUGUGGUUGAUCCAGCAUGGAACCCAAGUACGGACAACCAGAGUGUAGACCGUGCUUAUCGAAUUGGGCAAACUAAGGAUGUCCUUGUAUAUCGAAUGAUGACUUGUGGGACCGUUGAAGAAAAGAUUUACAAAAUGCAGGUUUUCAAGGGGGGUUUAUUUAGAACUGCCACGGAAAACAAAGAACAAACUCGUUACUUCAGCCAGAAGGACAUUCAAGAGCUUUUUAGUCUGCCUGAACAAGGGUUUGAUGUUUCACUAACUCAGCAACAAUUGCAUGAGGAGCAUGAUCAGCAGCAAACAAUGGAUGACUCUUUGCUGAACCAUAUAAAGUUUCUAGAGAGUCAAGGUAUUGCUGGUGUUAGUCAUCAUAGUUUGCUCUUCUCUAAGACUGCUGUUGUACCACUUGUGCAGGAGAGUAAUGAAGUCCAGAGUAAGAUGGGAAACAGAAUUGUUAGAAGUUCAAAAUCAGGGUCAUCAUUUGAACGUGCAGUGAACGGGGCAGCUUAUGCACUCAACCCAAAAGAUCAGAAGUUCACUUCUAGAACAUAUACUCCCAGGACUUCACCAAAUGAAGCAAAAGACAGUCCUGAGAACAUUGAUGAGAGAAUCAAACGUUUAUCUAAAACUUUGGCAGACAAGGCCCUGGUUUCAAAACUUCCAGAUCGUGGAGAUAGGAUACGCAAACAGAUAGCUGAAUUGAAUCAACAGAUCUGUACUAUUAGAGAAUCGCCACUUGACAACUCAAUAGAAAGGAAGGAACCAGAAGUAAUUAAUGUAGAUGAUCUUAGUGAGGGGAUGCAAAGGAUCUUAUCUGUUUAAGUGUUACUGACAUGAUUUUACAUAUUCAAGUUAUUUGAGUAAUGACUCUUUUGAUCAAUUGAUGUCCACCCAUGUAAAGUGAUGUAUUGCUUCACUUAAUCAUUGAAUUGUUUUGGUUGUCCAAAAUUUAGUGAUAAUCUGGCACCUCAUGAACGUUGGGGAUAGUUUCA
Messenger RNA from Phoenix dactylifera (date palm), 3353 nucleotides. It is a transcript of the gene CHR24, whose product is annotated as chromatin remodeling 24. Lineage: Eukaryota; Viridiplantae; Streptophyta; Magnoliopsida; Arecales; Arecaceae. Gene Ontology annotation, molecular function: ATP binding; DNA translocase activity. The record is from RefSeq and is a predicted model, not a curated record.